AGGUAUGUUCAUACAGCUGAACACACGACUCUGUAGCUGGAAGUAUCGUCAACUACACAGUACUAUCCUCCUCACAUCUCGGAAGAAUAAUGCAACUAUUCGCCAUGAUGAACGACCAAGUAUCGGACUCAGCGCCGCCAUUCAAACCUUCACCAGGGCCCCGGAAACAACCCAUCGCAGUCGCCCCACGUUGGGUCCCCCCUCCAGCCGUCAUUCCUUCCAGAGCCAAACGAAGUCGAACAGUCGACUCACUUCGGACCCAAUACCUAGCCGCACCACCGGCCGCUCCACCAGCAGCAGCACCGGUCGCUCCAACAGCAGCACCGGCCGCUCCUCCAGCAGCAGCACCGGUCGCACCACUAGCCGUAGCACUGGCUGCACCACAAACCUCAACUCCAGCUGCCCUUCAAGCAGUAGGAGCCCGGAGAAGUGCCAGGCUGGUAGGGAAACCUCAGCGUAGCCAUGUAACUUCUUUCCCGCAAAUUACCGACAGUGAGGGUAACAGUGGAAUUGAGGAUGAUGGUGUUGAGUACGAUUUUGGCGAACAGACGAGUUUUAGUUAGAUUUGUACAUAUCGAUUCUGUGGACAGCCCGAGAAUUCUCUCCGAGCACAUA
This is a messenger RNA of Tricharina praecox, 615 nucleotides long. RefSeq lists its product as uncharacterized. The transcript has 3 exons. The coding region runs from base 5 to 460 and encodes 151 amino acids. The record is from RefSeq and is a predicted model, not a curated record. NCBI's taxonomy places the organism in Eukaryota, Fungi, Ascomycota, Pezizomycetes, Pezizales, Pyronemataceae.